Messenger RNA from Acinonyx jubatus (cheetah), 1109 nucleotides. RefSeq names its product olfactory receptor 51V1-like. Gene Ontology annotation, molecular function: G protein-coupled receptor activity; olfactory receptor activity. NCBI's taxonomy places the organism in Eukaryota, Metazoa, Chordata, Mammalia, Carnivora, Felidae. Gene Ontology annotation, cellular component: membrane. Gene Ontology annotation, biological process: G protein-coupled receptor signaling pathway. The transcript has a single exon. The record is from RefSeq and is a predicted model, not a curated record. The coding region runs from base 50 to 994 and encodes 314 amino acids.
ACUAAUCUAAUUGUAACAUCUCUGUAGAAAUAUUUUCAAUCGUCUACUAAUGUCUCCUAUCUCUAUCUUUAAUGUUAAUUGUUCCAGAUUUAUUCUCACUGGUUUUCCUGGCCUAGAAGUUCACUAUCUCUGGAUCUCCAUCCCUUUCUCCUCCAUCUAUGCCACGGUUUUCCUGGGAAACUGCAUGGUGCUGCAUGUGAUCCGGACAGAGCCCAGCCUGCACCAGCCCAUGUUCUACUUCCUGGCCAUGCUGGCCCUCACUGAUCUGUGCAUGGGGCUGUCUACCAUGUACACGGUGCUGGGGAUCCUGUGGGGAUUCGUUCGUGAGAUCAGCCUAGAUUCCUGCAUUGCCCAGUCCUACUUCAUCCAUGGUUUGUCCUUCAUGGAAUCCUCUGUCCUCCUUGCUAUGGCUUUUGACCGUUACAUUGCCAUUUGCAACCCACUACGCUAUUCUUCCAUCCUAACUAAUGACAAAAUCAUGAAAAUUGGGGUGACAAUCUUAUGUAGGAGUUCUUUACUCAUACCUCCGGUCAUCAUUCGCCUAAAGUUCUUAAAUUAUUGCCGCCCCCACAUCCUUUCUCACUCUUUCUGCCUGCACCAAGACUUAAUUAGAAUGGCCUGUUCAGACAUCCGUUUCAACAGCAUUUAUGGUCUUGCCCUGGUAAUUAGCAACCUGUUGUUGGAUGCAGUGCUCAUACUUAUCUCCUAUAUUAUGAUCUUGCAUGCAGUCUUAGCUAUUGCAUCACGGGAAGAGAGAAUCAAGUCCUUGCAGACCUGUGUAUCUCACAUCUGUGCUGUUUCUGUUUUCUACAUCCCAAUCAUUGGUCUGACUAUGGUGCAUCGCUUUGGGAAACACCUCUCACCAUGGGUACAUGUCCUCCUGGGCAACAUCUAUAUCCUUUUCCCACCCUUGAUGAACCCCAUUAUUUACAGUAUCAAGACCCAACAAAUACGAAGAAGAGUCCAGAGAUUGUUUAAUUUAAAAAAAUUUUAAGUCUUGAGAUCAGAUGCGAAUUUAUUUAAAAGUAGACAAGUGGAGCUCAAAAGGGGAAGGGUGAGUAAAUAAUUAUAAAUAUAUUUAAUGACUUCUAUUUGUAUGUUUUCUAUGU